Prorocentrum cordatum is the source of this 8019-nucleotide messenger RNA. The record is from the annotation of a GenBank genome assembly. Lineage: Eukaryota; Dinophyceae; Prorocentrales; Prorocentraceae.
CGGCCACGCGGCGAACCCGCCGUGCCGCCCGCGGGGGCGCUCGCCGCGCAGGGCGGGAAGUGUCCAGCCAUGGACUCCUGUGGGCCUGAAUGCCCCGCAAAACCUCUGCGUGACUUGAUCUUGCGCUGGCUUGGCACGGAGAGCCGCGGCCUAGAAAUGUGUGCGCUCGCCAAAGACUGCGAUGCACUGCUAGCUACCUGCCCCUCCCUCCCGCCCCCUCUCUUGCUCUGCUGCAACGGGGCUGCCGCUCCGCUUGCGGCCCUGGUGUCCGCACUUUCGUCGCUGCUGCGCCGGGAGGUCGCGCCCUCGCUAGCGCGCGCGGGCUUGCGCCAGCAGCCCCGGCAAGUUGUCUCCCCGUACGCUGGGGGAAUCCGGCUGGGGGACGCCGUCCCGUCGCGCCCCGCCGAGGGGCCCGAGCCCUGUAGCUCCGUCCGCCUGGAGGUGCUGAACCCCGGCCGCCUGGGCUUCCUGGCCCUGGGCACUGAUGUGUUCUUGGAGUGGCGCCUCCACGCUGUCGCCCACGUUUUAUCCGGGAGUGGCGCCGACAUUUGCGUGCUUCCGGGUGCGCGCCUGCCUCCUGGGGCAGUUCUGCCGGCGGGCUUCCCAUUCUCGUGGCUGGGCCCACGAUCGGUCUCUUGGGGCGCGGUCGGUAUUUUUGUGCGCACCGAGAUUGUCUCGCUCCUCCGCCCUCUCCCUGACUUGUCCUCUGACCGCGCUCAGUGGUUUGAGUUCUGGGGUGAUGCUGCUCCCGGCGCGCCGACUCCUGGCCCGAGCUUUGUUUUCUGCGCGUGCUACCCCGCCCCGGGCGGCGAUGUGGCGACGUGGUCGGCUAUUGUUUCCUCCGUCACUGAGGUACGCGCGCGCCACCCGGGUGCGCGCGUCCUGAUCUGUGGCGAUGGUAACGUCCACCUGUCCUACGUCUUGCAGCAUCCUCCUGGCUGUGCUUGCCUCCACUGCCGCCAGUCGGCGCAAGACCGCACCAUCGAGGCUAUGAUCACCGCCGCCGGCUUUGUGGCGUGCAACCCGCCAGUUGCCACGCAUGACUCGGGCACGUGCAUCGACCUGAUCCUCGCCGAGCGCCACUGUCUCAUUCCUGUUACUGUCGCCCAUGCGAGUGGUGUAGAUUCGGACCAUCGGUUGGUCUCGUGUUCGUUCCCGUGCGCCUUCCGCCCCCCGCAGCUGUCAGGGCUGUGUCGCGUGACGUGGCGCACAGAUGGCCAGUGGGACGAUGUGCUGCUCGCCGUGGCGCCUGUCCUGGCGUACCUGGCUGACGCCGUCGAAUCCCUCAUUGCCUGUGAGUGGCUGCGCCCUCCGUGGAGCGGGGGGGGCGCCACUAAGAAGCAGCGCCGCGCUUUAUUGGACGCGGCCGCUUGGGCGCGCGACGUGAUUUACGUGCUGGCUGGGUUCGCGGCGGGGGCGACUAAGGCGUCCGCGGCAGCCCCCGUGCGCCCGAGUAGGCCUCCGCUAGACCCCGACGCGUACGAAUCGCAAGCUGCUUUUAAAAGGGCUGUUGCGCAAGCCGCGUGGGCCGAGCGCCACCUGGCGUUUAAGCGCUUCUCCGACCUCCGCACGGUCUCCCCUGGUUUGGCCGAGCGGUUUCUUUCGGAAUUUUUUCGGUCGCGGAACCCCUUUGAAAUUGCGUUGGCCGACCCGGUCGAUGGGCACCCCCUCAGUGUGGAGGAGAUGCUCGAGGCAUUGCAGACUGACAUGAUGGACCGCGUGCGCAAUGAUUUCCCUUGUAACCCGGAGGAGCAGCGCGCGCAGGCCUGCGCGGUUUCGGCGAUCCGGUCGGUUGGCGCUGGCCCUGCCUCUCCGGGCCUCGCCCUUUACUCGACCACUGAGGUGGAUGCCGUCUUAGACAGCUUGAAGACCACCUCCUCCGCGCUCCGCGGGUGUUUCGCUUCUGUCCGGUCGGCGGUGCCAGAGGGCCGCAGGGUUACCCUAGCCCUCGCGAACCUUUCCCGGCAGUGCGCCAUUACGAGCACCCUGUGGUCGAGCCGGCAGGUGACUCCCCUGCACAAGUCGGGCCCCCGCGUCGUCCGCUCCACUUUGUGCUUGCGCCCGAUUUCUAUUUCGGCGGUCAUGACGUCUGUCGUGGAUGGCCUGUGGACGUUGCGCAACGCCCCGCUGUUACAGGCGUACUGCGGAGUGGCCCAACAGGGCGGAGUGGGUGACCCCCUCUCUCUCCUCCUGGCUCUUCUCCUUCAUGCCCAACUCCGCUGUGCCCAGGGCCUGCCCACAUAUUGGGCGGUCACGGAUCUUCAGUGGGCGUUUGAUGUUGCCUCCCACCCCGCCAUGCUCCUGAAUGCCUACGAAGCAGGUGUCCGUGGCCAUGAUUGGCUUCUCCUUGACGAUUUUAUGUCGUCCGACAACCAGUACAUUGCGCUUCGCGGCCACAUCUCUUCUUUGUUUUCGCUUGGCGGCGGCACGGCGCAGGGCCGUAGGUUCAGCGUGGGUGUUUUCAACGCGCAGCUCAAGUGGCUGGCGGAGGAGGUGUAUCGCGUGCUGCCUGGGAGCUGUGCUGCUUGGGUUGAGCCCCACCUGCGGCGUUUGUGCUUAGCGCUUCCUGUGCCUGAUUCCCCUGCCGCGUGUGGGCCAGCGCCGCCAGCUGUUGGGGGCGACCUCGAAGCCUUGGCUGUCGAGGUGGCGUCGGCAGCUGCCGCGGAGCAGGCGCCCUUCCCGAGUGCCGUGCGCGCGAUGAUGCGCGGUGCCCUGCGGCUAGCUUCUGAGGCCGACAGGGCCUACUUGAUGGACCGCCUGGGCACGGGCCUUUUGCCCCCACUGCAGUUUGUUGAUGACCUCACGGUUGCCACAUCCUCGCCGGGGGCUCUCCGAGCCAUCGUGUCGCGGGAGCCAUGGUCAGCCUGCUCGCGGUACGCUAGCCGCACCCGGUCCAUGUUUAAUUACAAGACGGGGAAAACCGCGGCCAUGGUGAUCCUUGACAGCCCCCCGCCGGGGGACAUCGGCUGCCCAGUGGUGGAUACUAAGGCCCUGCUGGGGGUGCUCUUUGACUCCCGGCUCUCUUUCCGCCCCCUGCUUCGGGCUACGCUGGCCAAAGGUCAUGAGCUGUUCGAGGCGCUGUUUUUCGCCGGCGGGUCUGGGGGCUUUGGUCUCCCAGUCCUGUGUGCCCAAGUGCCGUCGCGCGUGGAAUCUGCCUUGCUCUACCCCUCCCCGUUCCUCUUCCUGGCCGAGCGGGCGCGUUUUUCACUCGAUCAUUUGCAAGCGUCCUGGGCACGGCGUUUGCUCGGAUGCGCUAUCGGCCCAGAAUUGCCCGGCGCGGUUGUCGUAGCGCAGUGUGGGUGGCAGCUGCGCUUGGGCACUAAGAUGCUUGAGCGUACGGUCCUCGCUCGCGCAAGGCUGCUCCUCCUGCCCGCCGAGCACCCGGGUGCCAGUAUGCUGACAGUGGCCUCGGGCACGAGCUGCUCCACGUGGGCGAGCGCGGUCCGGGCGUGGAUGUGCUCUCUGGACCCUCCCCUUCCUGACGUGGUGGAGUGGCCUUUCGCCGGACCUCCGGCGUGCGCCAAGGCGCGCGCUGAUCCUGCAGCGCGUCGUCUGCUCCUCCGGAGCUACAAGUUUUAUGUCGUCCGCCCUGCACUCCUUAAGCUGGAUCUUCUCUCGUUCCAGCGGGCUACUGCAGAUGCCCUGCCUGUCUUUCGUCUCCCGUUCUCGGCGUGGCUGUCCGGCCCGCCGGGAACGCACUGGAACCUUUUAGAUUUGUCACUUGGCCCUGGCUCCUGGCUCCAGUUCCGCCUCUGGGCUCAGCGGCGGACAGGCGAGGGCCGCCUUGGAACUGACGGGGGCAACGGCGUGGCAGCUCCGUCGCACGCCCGGGAGAUGGGGCCCGCAGUCCCCCAACAGCUGCUGCGGGACACAAAUACCGUUGUCCACAACCCGCUGGACCGCAGAGUCUACGGCAUCUCGCCGAACGGCGUCCCGCUGUGCUGCGACAGCACCAUGGUGUCCCCCCUCCGCAGGGACGGCUGGCACCGGCCGCGCACCUUCGACACCGACGGCGCCGCGCUACUUGGGGCCGAAAGGCGCAAACGACGCAGGUACCACGAACUCACGACCGGCCAGUCAGGCCGCCUCAUGGUCCUCUCCUGCGAGGUCGGAGGCAGGGACCAGCGAGACGCGCUGUACGGCUACCGCGGACAGCGCGUGGGUGAGGCGAGCCACCCAGGGCCACCGCACAACGGCGCUGCCCCAGCCACGCCGCCGCGCGGACGCUCGCAAGCGGACCUGCCCGAGCCAGCGGGCGAGGUUUCGGGCGAAUCUGCGCCCCGGCCGGCGGAAGCCGAGACUCCCCCUCGAGAGCUCUUCGGUUCGCCGGGCCGGUCUCUGUCGCCGCUGCCUGCCGGACAGAGCCACUUCAGCGCCGUGUUCGGACAGGCGCCUGCGGCCGAAUGGGGCUUGUCUGGGCUGUUCGCGCCGCCGCGGGAGACAGCCGAACGCGCGGCGGCGGAGGAGCAGCAACAGCCGCAGCAACCACAGCAGGGGCCGGACCCCCAGGAGCCGGAGCAGCCAGAGGCCAGCGAGGUUUGCUACAUGUGCCAGGAGCCGCUCGACGACUCGAGGGUGCAAUGGCCCGACUGCGGCCACGUCCCCCACUGCUUCCACGCAGCCUGCCUGGCCCGGUUUCGCCCUCUCCGCCGCGGACUCGCACACCUGCGGAACUCGGGCGGCGAUUCCAGCCGGGUAGAGGACGCAGCGUGCCCGCUCUGCAACCACAGGUGGGGCGACGGCCCGAACUCUGCCGCGCGGCUCGCGGAGCUGGCGGGCCACCUUGGGCGCGGCGGGGGGCUACCUUUCCGAGGGUGCCGCUGCCUGCCUUGCCGGGGAGUUGCAGGCGACCCGAGUUCCGACGAGGAGCGGGCCAACCGGUACCGAUGGGGGGCCCCUCGUGCUGCCGGAGGGGCCGGCACCGCACGCGAUCGCCAUGUGCCCGCGCCACCCGGAGCGACCCUUGCGAUGGCGGCACUCGCGCGGGCCAGAUGGGCUGACGGGCAGCUGGGAAUGCGCCGCCUGCGAUGUCGCCCGCUCGGUAGCGAGGUCCCGCCGCCGCUGGGCGAGAGGCCGCCGCAGUGCCCUUGCGGCCAGCCAGGGCAGGUCGAGUGGGUCGCCCGGGCCAGCGGGGACGCCAGAGGGCCUUGGAGGUGGCAGGGAAACUGGCUCUGCGAAAGCUGCGCCGCCACAGCGCUGCCAGAGCCAGAGGCCGCACAGCCCGAACGGCCGCCAGAGACAGGAGCAGGAGGCGGGAGCCCGGACCCACCGGCGGCGGACGGCCCACGAACCCAGUUCAGCGGCUGGUCGCCUCCACGACACGCGGCAGAGACCAGCCGCUACCUCAACUCCUGGAUGUACGUGCCGCUCCUCCUGGACGCCGCGGGCCAGCUUGACGUGCAGGAAGCCGCCGCGUGGCGACAGCACCCUGCUGCACACUGGUGGGAGAACGCCGCGGCGUUCCUCCGAGAGAGGCCGCGCGCCGACGUGUCCGCCUUCCGCGCGGCGGGCCCCCUGCUGCCGGAGGCUCUCGGAGACGGGCUGCACGGGGACCAACUGGGGCUGCCAGCGGUGGUAGGGCUCCUUGCCGACGACAGAGGAUACGUGCAGCCGAUCGCCCAGGACAUCGUGAUGCAGAUCUUCGGGGGGGUGGACUUCAUCCGCGCUGUGGAGGUGCAGGCUGACGCCUACAGGGCAUGGCUUGCGCGCGGGCUGCCUCCAAGACCCGCCCCGGCAGCAGGGCCUGGAGCACCGGGCCCGCCAGACGCGCGCGGAAGAGGCGCCGAGAAGGAGCUGCAGGCGGAGGGAGAGGGAGGCGGGCGACGAAACCGGCGCCCGGCACAGUCUGCCUUCCCCGACGCCGCCUGGGCGCUUCUUGGCGCAGUGGACUUGGAGGCCGAACUGCGCCGGCGGGUGCCGUGCAUCCGGGCGCCGGCUUUCCUCCGCGGCCGCCUUCGCCAACUCUACCACGCGGUCCUCGAGGAGGUCCUGCGCGCAGACGCCCUUCCUGGCGACGCCGACGGGCUGCAGAAGGUGAGGGCUUGGAAGCUCCUGGUCCUCAUCUGGCGCAUGCUGAUGCGACGGACCGCGAGCACUGGAGCGCCAGGGCGGCGAGAGCUCGAAGCGCGACUGGAGCAGUUCGAGGACGGCUCCUGGGAAGCGCUGCUGGCCCCAAGCCUGCAAGGGCAGCGGCCUCCGGGAGGAGCGCGCGGCGCUGGCGACGCCGAGGCGAGGCGCCAGCGCCUCCUGGAAGACGCGGUGGCGCUGGUCAGAGCAGGGGGCCUCAGCAAGGCGCGGCAGCUGCUCGCCUCACGCGGGCUGGCGCCGGGCACGGCGGAGACUUUGGCAGAACUGCGGGACCCCGCCCGGCGACCGCCGAGGCCCGCCGCCGACUUGCCGCCUGCCGCCCGAGCCUUCCAGCCGGCUCGGCCCGUCGAGCUUGACCGCCGCAUCUGGACCGACUGCGUCCGCUCCGCCCCGAAAGGGUCUUCCAGCUCGCUGAGCGGAGCCAGCUUUGAAUUGCUCAAGCUGGCCUUGGACGAAGACGAGACGCUCGAGCUGCAAGCUGCCGUGGCGGAGCGCUACGCGCGGGCCGAGAUCCCAGCGAGCGUUGCCCGCGCCCUGGGCACAGGCCGCAUGACGGCGCUGCUGAAGGCCCACGACCGCGGGCUGCAGGAGGCGCUGCACGACCUCCUCGACCUCGACCCCGCGCCAGCUGAAGCAGAGAGGCUCUCCCGAGUGAGCUCGCUGCCGCUCGGCCUCGGAGGCCUUGGACUCAGAUCAGCCGCUCGCGCGGCCGAGUGCGCGUACUGGGCGUCUUGGGCGGACGCGCUCCCCAUGUUGCGACAAAGAAACCCUACAGCAGCAACGGAGCUCACCGCCACCCUCCUCGCCGGAACAGGCGCCGCAGCCUCGUGCCUCCAGGAAGCUGAGCGCGCGAGGGCUGCCGCCGCCCGCGACGGCUUUGCGACGCGCCCAACUUGGCAGGAGGUCUGGGACGGCGCGCGCCCUGAACAGACAGAGCCAGAGCCGGGCGAGUGGAAGCACGGAUGGCAGUACCACGCCUCCGCAGCCCGAGAGCGGCGCUACAGGGAGGAGGUCGUUCUCCCGAGCCUCACAGACGACCAGCAGUGGAUGCUCGACUCGCAGGGAGGCCGCUGCGGCGGACGGCACCUGGCCCUGAUCCCCUCGACGCCAGAAAGCACGUUCACGCCUGAGCGCUUCCGGGCACUGCUCCAGAGACGGCUCCGCUUGCCGCUGGACGCCACGGCAAGCAGGUGCAACGGGCGCUCCUGCCAGGCCCACUUGGACGAGAGAGGCGACCACAGAGCAGCUUGCCCCCGCAGCGGACGCCUGCUGAAGCGCGGCGCUCCCAUCGAGCGGAUGUGGGCCCGGGUGUGCCGGGAGGCAGGAGGCCGUGUCCGCACCAACGUGUUCCUGCGCGACAUGAACCUCCCGGGCAUUGCCGCCAACGACGGGCGCCGCAUCGAGGUGGUGGCCAACGGCCUCCCUGCCUACCACGGCAGGCAGCUCGCCAUCGACGCCUGCAUCGUAUCCCCGCUGAGGGCCACCGGCAGGCCGAUUGCGCGGAGGCUCCGCCCAGGACUCGCGCUGAAACGGGCGAGGCGCCGCAAGCAAACGACUUACCCUGAGCUGGUGGGCUCGCGGCGGGGCUACCUGCUCGUAGCCGGAGCAGAGACGGGCGGCCGCUGGGACGAGGAGGCGUACAAGCUCCUCGUUACCCUGGCCCGCGCCCGGGCGAGGAGCGCGCCGGCGGCGCUGCGAGGAUCGCUUGCGACCGCGCUGCUGCACAGGUGGAGCGGCAUGUUGGUGUACGCCAUCCACGACGCCCUGGCCGCGAGCCUGCUCGAGGACGUGCCCUCUGAAACGCUAGCGACAGACGGGGAAAUCCCUGGCGAGGGGACGUUCUGUCGGCGCUCCCCUGAGAGCACCGGCCCCCGCGUGGGGGCGCGCACGGUCAGGGCGGGGCACAGCAGCUCGCAGGCUUGGGGCAGCUGA